Molecule: messenger RNA, 4881 nt
Organism: Dromaius novaehollandiae (emu)
Lineage: Eukaryota; Metazoa; Chordata; Aves; Casuariiformes; Dromaiidae
Gene: GZF1
Product: GDNF inducible zinc finger protein 1
Exons: 6
Coding region: 157-2280 (707 amino acids)
Biological process (GO): regulation of transcription by RNA polymerase II
Cellular component (GO): nucleus
Molecular function (GO): protein binding; RNA polymerase II transcription regulatory region sequence-specific DNA binding; DNA-binding transcription factor activity, RNA polymerase II-specific
Source: RefSeq, a predicted model, not a curated record
GCUGUCGCCUCCCAAAGUCCCUUGUCGGAGAGGGCGGGGCGGGGCCAGUGCGCGUCAGCGCUUCCGGCCGCCGCCGCCCGGAGCUUCUGCGGUGAGGAGCGGCCCGGCCCCCUCGGGCGGGUGCGGGGCUGCCCGUUUUUUGCAGGGAGAAGAAAGAUGGAAAGUAAUGCAGUUUUACUGGAAUCCAAGUCCUCUCCCAUCAACCUUCUGAAUGAAAUGCAUCAGCUGCGUCUCCUCGGCCACCUUUGUGAUGUGACAGUUAGUGUGGAAUACCAAGGUGUCAGGGCAGAAUUUGUUGCUCACAAAGCUGUAUUGGCAGCAACAAGCAAAUUUUUCAGGGAGGUGUUUCUUAAUGAGAAGAGCAUGGAUGGCCCAAGAACCAACGUGUUCUUGAAUGAGGUCCAGGUUGCUGAUUUUGCUUCAUUUCUUGAGUUUGUCUAUACUGCUAAGGUAGAAGUGGAGGAAGACAGAGUGCAGCGUAUGCUGGAAAUAGCUGAAAAGCUGAAGUGCUUGGACCUCUCAGAAACCUGCUUUCAAUUAAAGAAGCAGAUGCUUGAAUCGGUGCUGUUGGAGUUGCAAAAUUUCUCUGAAUCACAGAACUCUGAGGAAGAGAGUGCUACCCAGCCAAGCAUUUUGCUCGAGACAAAAGCAACUGCUGUGGCAGAAGCUGACCAGGCAGACUGUCCUCUGGAUCUCCCAGACUCCCCAGUAGACAGGCCUAGCAAUGGAGUCGCUCUGGAGAUGCCAGCUGACAAAUCAAAAGAGAAAAUAGACAAGAAGAAGGAGAUGAUGAAGCCUCCCUAUGCCAAAAUCAGAAGGGCAAGUGGGAGGCUGGCUGGGAGGAAAGUAUUUGUGGAAAUCCCUAAGAAGAAAUACACAAGGCGUCUGAGAGAACAGCAGAAGAAUGCAGAGGUUACUGUUGAAGAAAACAAAUACCCACAAUACCAGAGCAUGUGUGAUGCAGAGAGGGAGGAGGAGCAAGCAGAGAACAACAUUAAACCAGAAAGUGAAGAAUGUGAUGGCAACUUUGAAUCAGAAGAAAACCUGAAAAAAUCUGAAGAGGAUAAAAAGAAACGAGGCAGUAACUUCAAAUGCAGCACGUGUGAGAAGGAAUUCCUAUAUGAGAAAAGUUUUCUCAAGCACAUAAAACACAGCCAUGGCAUUGCAGCCGAAAUCAUUUAUCGAUGUGAAACCUGCAGUCAGACCUUUGCCAACCGGUGCAACUUAAAAAGCCAUCAGCGCCAUGUCCACAGCAGCGAGCGCCACUUCCCUUGUGAACUCUGCGGUAAGAAGUUCAAGAGGAAGAAGGACGUCAAGAGGCACAUUCUCCAGGUUCAUGAGGGUGGUGGGGAGCGUCAUCAGUGCCAACAGUGUGGAAAGGGGUUGAGCUCCAAAACUGCCUUGAGGCUUCAUGAAAGGACGCAUACAGGCGACAAGCCUUAUGGGUGCACAGAGUGUGAGGCUAAAUUUUCUCAGCCUUCUGCACUUAAAACACACAUGAGAAUCCAUACUGGUGAAAAACCUUUUGUCUGUGAUGAAUGUGGUGCCAGGUUUACUCAGAAUCACAUGCUUAUAUAUCACAAAAGAUGUCACACAGGGGAAAGGCCUUUUAUGUGUGAAACAUGCGGGAAGAGCUUUGCCUCUAAGGAGUACUUGAAACACCAUAACAGAAUACAUACUGGAUCCAAACCGUUUAAAUGUGAAGUUUGCUUCAGAACAUUUGCACAGAGAAAUUCACUUUACCAGCAUAUUAAAGUUCACACAGGUGAACGACCCUAUUGCUGUGACCAGUGUGGUAAACAGUUCACACAGCUCAAUGCACUGCAGCGUCACCAUCGAAUACACACAGGGGAGAAGCCAUUCAUGUGCAAUGCAUGUGGGCGAACCUUUACUGACAAGUCCACCCUCCGACGACACACUUCAAUACAUGAUAAAAACACUCCAUGGAAAUCCUUCCUUGUCAUUGUUGAAGGAGCAUCUAAGAAUGAUGAAGGUCAUAAAACAGAGCUUCCUGAUGAAGAAUAUGAUGUGUCACCUAAAAUACCAGAGAAGCUGCUAUCUUUCUCUGAAAAUGGCCACUAUCAAAACUUGACUGCUGUCCCAGGGAGUGUGACUGUACUGCAUGAUAAUGGUUCUACUACAGGGACAGACUGUAAGUCAGAUGGGACUCCGGGACCCCAGGAAGCCCUUAUAGCUACCACUUUAAGUGAGCUGACAGUACUACAUGCACAAACAGACUCUAUUCAGCCGCAGCUUCAUGCUUUGGUGAAUAUGGAAUAAUUUGAUAUUUACAAACCAAUUUAAGCUGCACCCUUUGUAUAGUCCUUUGACUUUGCCAGUAACCUACUGAGGGAACUAGGAGAAGCUAUAAAAAGGAAACAAGGCUAGACAUGAAUGACAUCCACAGGAUUUUCCUGAAUUUCUCCCCCAGAUUCAUUAUCCAUCUCCAGUGUGUACAGCUCCAUCUCCUGAAGGCAGGGUAAAAUAACACCAAAUAUAAAUUGAUUUUAUCAGCUGAUAUAAGUUUAGAUCCCCAUAACGUAAUGGUGGUGGAGGAGACAAAAAUCCCAGUAAGUUUAUUUCCUAGGAAAAGAAGGAGGUUGGAAGUUGGUGUAGUUCAGAUCAUGUGGCUUGCACUAGCUGUUCUGCAGGGAAAGGAAGCACCUAUGUUAAAGACAGGUUAUGAAGAAGGUAUAAGUUUGCUUUGCGGUUGAUUUGAUUGCACACAUGUACAAUCAAGAGAAAUAAUGUUGUGUUUCUUGGCCCAGUAGUUAGAUUAAUUGCAUUUUCCCUAGCAGAAUUUGUACAUAAAAAAUUUCUGCUAAAUUGCAUUUCAGGAAAUGUUGGUUUAUCUCUGCUUUUGCCAAAGAUCCAAGCAGUGAGCCAGCUCACUCUUUGGAAAUAAAAGUGGGAGCAAGCUUUGGAAAGACUUAGAGUUUCAUUCAAUCAGUUCUGAUUCUUUAGUAGCAAAAAUGAGGCAAAUGCAAGCAAAGCGCUGUGUCUGUACAGCUGAUGGUAUUACUACAUUUUAGUAAAACUUGGUGCAGCUUGGCACUUAUUCAGUCAGACAUGCUUCAUCUCUAACUGCCCUAGCCUACGUAAAACUUGGGAAUUAGAGGCCAAAAAUCUGUCUUGUAAAAGUGUUUUACCAAAAAUAGUGCUUGAGCUCUCCCGAAAAAGCUAGAGUAACAAAGCCCCUUGUAGAAGACGACUUAUCAGCAUUUUCCUGUUAAAACAUAUCUAAAGAGCUUUCUGUUAGUCCACAUGUAUCAGCAGUGCUGUGUUCUCUACCAUCACUUAAAAAUCACUGUUGUUCAGAACUGCAGACCUCCUUUUAAAUCAGUAAUACUCUGGUGGGGAAAAGUUAAUUGCUGUUUUGCUGUUGAGUUGCUACAGCUAGUUCCACUAGUACGAGUCUCCAGGGGUAGAUUCUGUUGCAAAUGGGAGAUGAUAGUGCUCAUACGAGUAAUGGAAUAAAAAUACGCGAGUAAGUGAGAAGUGUGCUGGACGGUUCAAGGGGUUUAGGCACCUAGUUCCCAAAUUGUGAUUACCUUGUCAAGAAGACUAUGGUGGAACCUGAAUGGCAGUUUUUGGCUAGUAUCUUUUUAACUGUCCCAAGUGAGGCAGGUGUUAAGAACAUAAGUUAUGAAUAAACUUAGUUCAAAGACUUUUCCUGAUUAGCAUCUGCUGUUAAAUUUUAGUAGAAUAACCUUUGUGUUAUUGUUAAUGUGCCUCUUUUUUUUUUUUCUUUAGUAAGGCGUGUGGCAAGGUGAGGCCCAUGUUUUUUCAGGCACUGAGGGUCCUAAAUAUGACUUCUAUUCAGCCCACGCUCUAAAACCUCUAUUUUACACAGCCUUCUCCAUCGUCCACUGGAUUUGGAUCCCCCCAAACACCGAUCCUUAGGAGAAUCCUGCUUCUAUUUGGGCAUUUCUCAGUGACACAAGAUCUUCCCUGUACAUAUACCCGCCCUUCCCCAGGGAGAACAUACCCUUGCUCUCCCCAGUCAUGUCCAGUAGCUGAGAAAGCUGUUGUACAGGCAAAAACCUCUGAGGCAGUUUCUGCCCAUGCUAAGCACUUUGUGCAUUUCCUGAAGGUCAGCUGUCUGUCUUGUGUCAGUUCACCUCCAGUGUCAGCAAAGUUACUGUGGUUGACCCAAGGUCUAGCUGGAGUACUCAUGAGAGUGUUGGGGUUUUUUUCCCAUGGAAGAAAUCAGGAGAGCUGUCUGUGAAAUAAUUUGCCUUGAGGAAAAAAACAUUUGACUGGGCCAGCUCUUGCUUUUGGAAGCGGCUGUUAAUCAAAAGCAACUUGCUGGUAUAGUUAACUCUUCAGACUCAGGGCCAGUUUCCUAAUGCCGCCAUAUGAAAAUCUUGAGCCUUUCUGAUUCAUUUUUCUGUUUUGCUUUUCUCUUUCUCCUUAUUUGAAUAUGAAAGUGGUAUUUCCACAGAAACGUUCUCAUCUGAAGCUUUGAGAAAAGCUUACUGAAAGAUUGCUUGUAAAGGUAAGCACAAUUGAGCCUUGUUAUGGCCCGUUCUAAGGCUUAGGGGUUGGCAAAGCAAUAAAGAUACCUGAACUGUGGCACAGAGCUAUUUUUGAACCUUGAAGGGAUGUCUGAUGUUACCAUGGAAUUAUAACUUAAUCUACAGAAAGGGAUUUUUUUUUUUAAGAGAACAUUUCCAGGAGGUUAUAUUUGAAAUAUUUAUUCAAGCACGAUGUUACUGUUGAAGCUCAGUAUUCCCAAUGACCAAUGUAAAGAGUUUGUAGAUAUAUUUAAGUCUGAGCAUUAGUACUUAUAGACAGGGAAGCUUUUGUACUCCAUGAAUGUAUGGAAGUGAGUUACUUGUAUGAAUUGUUCUUAUUAAAAUAUUGAAAUCUUUACACUGA